Molecule: messenger RNA, 860 nt
Organism: Exserohilum turcica Et28A
Lineage: Eukaryota; Fungi; Ascomycota; Dothideomycetes; Pleosporales; Pleosporaceae
Exons: 4
Coding region: 1-756 (251 amino acids)
Source: RefSeq, a predicted model, not a curated record
AUGGCGGAAAACAGUCAGCCAAACGCAGACCUUGCAGCUAUUUUGGCGACUCUCGCGAAUCUCCCCAAGCCGGAGGCUCAGCCGUACCAGGACCAACAAGCAUACGAACAGCAUUACGCACCCGCCCCGAGCAACCACUACCAGCAACAACCAGCUGAUCCUCGUCUUGUUGGUCGUCCGGCUCCCCAGCACCGACAGCCACAUGCCAAACCCCACGACAGAGUUGCGUCGCCGCUCAUCGACCCUUCGACCAUCACGGAAUGGAAGCAGGGGCUCCGCUGCGUCAGCAAGAUUGCCACGCAAAACCCGGAUUUUGCUCCGGCAGUUCGCAAGUUGAUGAAAGACCAAGAAGCAAAUGUCAAGUCAUGGGAGGCAGGCCGCAGGAAUCUCAUUGACGAACAAAAGUUCAAGCGUGAGAAUGAACGGACGCAUCGAGCUGCUUUGUCUUUGCCCGGUCUGUUGGAAGGUACAGCACUGCUUCGUACGCCGGAACGCGAAAAGGAAGAACUUGAACAGUACGAUGCCAAGGUGUAUCGAGCUUGCAAAGCCAUGGUCGAAUCCCAGACGUCAUCGCUCAAGGUGCUGGGCGUUCCGUUUUUUGGAGUAAAGCCGUAUCUAGUCGUGGGCGCUGCUUACGAUCCAAUGGAAGUGGCAGACGCGCCGUCAGCUCCGGAAGGGGGCAAAAUCACCAAAGACCAGCUCCUGGAGUUGCAGAGGAAGAUGCUCAACCAUCUCAUGGAGCUAUAUGGCGACUAGCGUUGCUCUGGCUGUGCGGCGGAGGGUUAUGAGAUAUUGGAACUGACUUGGAACUGACUGACUACCGGGCUUUGUUUGUACAUGCGCAUCUCAACACAGUCCCC